CACCACAAGUUCUAAGACCUUCCAAGUUCAGGAAGAAAGUAUCAGCUUCCCCAUUGAUAACCAGGUGCAAUGUACCCAGCAGGCCCAGUGUGAAUGAACUGGAGGCUUCUCUACAACAUGACCCAUAGGGACAAUGUGGAUCCUGUUGGCAGCCUGAAGUUUGUGACUCUCUUGGUGGCCCUAAUUCCAGAACUCUUAUUCCUGGGAGCUGGAGUGAAGCUUCAGGACAAUGGGUAUGAUGGAUUACUCAUUGCAAUCAAUCCUCAGGUAUCUGAAGAUCAGAACCUCAUCCCAAACAUUAAGGAAAUGAUAACCGAAGCUUCUUUUUACCUAUUCAAUGCUACCAAGAGAAGAGUGUUUUUCAGAAAUAUAAAGAUUUUAAUACCUGCUACAUGGAAAGCUAAUAAUUACAGCAAAGUAAAACAAGAAUUAUAUGAAAAGGCAAAUGUCAUAGUGACUGACUGGUAUGGGGCACAUGGAGAUGACCCAUACACACUACAAUACAGAGGGUGUGGAAAAGAGGGAAAAUACAUUCAUUUCACAUCUAACUUUCUACUAAAUGAUGACUUAACAGCUGGCUAUGGACCACGAGGUAGAGUAUUUGUCCAUGAAUGGGCCCAUCUCCGUUGGGGUUUGUUUGAUGAAUAUAACGAUGAGAAACCUUUCUAUAUAAAUGGGCAAAAUCAAGUUAAAGUAACAAGGUGUUCAUCUGAUAUCGCAGGCAUUUUUGUAUGUGAAAAAGGUCCUUGCCCCCAAGAAAACUGUAUUAUUAGUAAACUUUUCAAAGAAGGAUGUAUGUUUAUAUAUAAUAGCACCCAAAAUGCAACAGCAUCGAUAAUGUUCAUGCAAAGUUUAUCUUCUGUGGUUGAAUUCUGUAAUGCACGUACGCACAACCAAGAAGCUCCAAACCUACAGAACCGAAUGUGCAGCCUCAGAAGUGCAUGGGAUGUAAUCACAGACUCUGCUGACUUUAAUCAUAGCUUUCCCAUGAAUGGGACUGAACUUCCACCGCCUCCCGUGUUCUCUCUUAUUCAGCCUGGGGACAAAGUGGUCUGUUUAGUCCUGGAUGUGUCCAGUAAGAUGGCAGAGGCUAACAGACUCCUUCGACUGCAACAAGCAGUAGAAUUUUACUUGAUGCAAAUUGUUGAAAUUCAUACCUUUGUGGGCAUCGUCAGUUUCAACAGCAAAGGGGAGAUCAGAGCCCAACUACACCAAAUUAACAGUGAUGAUGAUCGAAAGCUAUUGGUUUCACACCUGCCUAUGACUGUGUCAGCAGAAGCAGAAACCAGCAUUUGCUCAGGGCUUAAGAAGGGAUUUGAGGUGGUUGAAAAGCUGAAUGGAAAAGCCUAUGGCUCUGUGAUGAUAUUAGUGACCAAUGGAGAUGAUGAGCAUAUUGACAAUUGCUUACUCACCGCACUCAGCAGUGGUUCAACCAUUCAUUCCAUUGCCAUGGGCUCAUCUGUGGUUGAAAAUCUGGAGGAAUUAUCACGUCGUACAGGAGGUUUAAAGUUCUUUGUUCCAGAUAAAUCAAACUCCAACAGCAUGAUUGAUGCUUUCAGUAGAAUUUCCUCUGGAACUGGAGACAUUUUUCAACAAUGUAUUCAGCUUGAAAGUACAGGUGAAAAUGUUAAACCUCACCAUCAAUUGAAAAACACGGUGACAAUGGAUGACAGUGUGGGCAAUGACACAACCUUUCUAGUCGCGUGGCAGAUCAGUGGUCCCCCUGAGAUUCUGUUAUUUGAUCCUAAUGGAAGAAAAUACUACACAAAUAAUUUUAUCACCAAUCCAGCUUUGCAGACUGCUCGCCUCUACAUUCCAGGAACUGCUGAGCCUGGGCUCUGGACCUACACACUGAACAAUACCCAUCAUUCUCUUCAAGCCUUGAAAAUGACAGUCACCUCUCGCGCCUCCAGCUCAGCCAUGCCCCCUGCUACUAUAGAAGCCUUUGUGGAAAGAGACAGCACCCAUUUUCCCCAUCCUGUGAUGAUUUAUGCAAAUGUGAGAAAGGGGAUUUAUCCCAUUCUGAAUGCCACUGUUACUGCUACAAUUGAGCCAGAGGCUGCAGAUCCCAUUGUGCUGAAACUUUUUGACAAUGGAGCAGGUGCUGAUAUUAUAAAAAAUGAUGGAAUUUACUCGAGGUAUUUUUUCUCCCUUGCUGUAAAUGGUAGAUAUAGCUUGAAAGUGCAUGUCAGUCACUCCCCCAGCAUAAGCAGCCUAACCUACUCUAUUCCAGGGAGUCGUGCUAUGUACAUACCAGGUUACAUAGCAAACGGCAACAUUCAAAUGAAUGCUCCAAGAAAAUCAGCGGGCAGGAGUGAGGAGGAGCAAAAGUGGGGCAUUAGCCGAGUCAAUUCAGGAGGCUCCUUUUCAGUGCUAGGAGUUCCAGCUGGCCCCCAUCCUGACAUGUUCCCACCAUGCAAAAUUACUGACCUACAAGCCGUCAAAGUAGAAGAUGAGGUGAUUUUAUCUUGGACAGCACCUGGAGAAGACUAUGAUCAGGGCCAGGCUAACAGCUAUGAAAUAAGAAUCAGUAAAAGUUUACAGAAUAUUCAAGAUGACUUCAACAAUGCCAUUUUAGUGAAUACAUCAAAGCUAAAUCCUCAGCAAGCUGGCACCAAGGAGGUAUUUACAUUCUCACCAAAGCUUUUCACAAAUGGACCUGACCACCAACCUGAUGGAGAGACACAAGAAAGCCACAGAAUUUAUGUGGCAAUACGAGCAAUAGAUAAGAACUCCUUAAAGUCUGUUAUAUCUAACAUUGCCCAAGCAUCUCUGUUUAUUUCCCCAAAUUCUGCUCCUAUUCUUACCAGAGACCAUCUUAUACUGAAAGGAGUUUUGACAGCAAUGGGUUCAAUAGGAAUCAUUUGCCUCACUAUAGUUGUAACACAUUGUACUUUAAACAGGAAAAAAAAAGCAGACAAGAAAGAGAAUGGAACAAAAUUAAUAUGAGCAAAUGUAUAGGGUACCUUCCUUCUUAGAUAUAAGACACAUGGCCUUUGUGCUUUAGAAAAACAUACCAAUAAAGUCAAAUUAACAUCAGAA
Molecule: messenger RNA, 3042 nt
Organism: Nyctereutes procyonoides (raccoon dog)
Lineage: Eukaryota; Metazoa; Chordata; Mammalia; Carnivora; Canidae
Gene: CLCA2
Product: chloride channel accessory 2
Biological process (GO): chloride transport
Molecular function (GO): intracellularly calcium-gated chloride channel activity
Source: RefSeq, a predicted model, not a curated record